Molecule: messenger RNA, 1400 nt
Organism: Lolium rigidum
Lineage: Eukaryota; Viridiplantae; Streptophyta; Magnoliopsida; Poales; Poaceae
Product: 1-acyl-sn-glycerol-3-phosphate acyltransferase PLS1-like
Exons: 12
Coding region: 73-1197 (374 amino acids)
Cellular component (GO): endomembrane system
Molecular function (GO): 1-acylglycerol-3-phosphate O-acyltransferase activity
Source: RefSeq, a predicted model, not a curated record
UUCCUACUUAACCCCCGCGCUUUUCCAGUAAUCCCGUGACACCGCGGCGAGAGAGGAGACGCGGCGGCGGCCAUGGCGAUUCCCCUCGUGCUCGUCCUGCUCCCGCUCGGCCUCCUCUUCCUCCUCUCCGGCCUCGUCGUCAACACCGUCCAGGCCGUACUGUUCUUGACGAUAAGGCCAAUCUCGAAGAGACUGUACCGGCAGAUCAACGUCUUCUUGGCUGAGCUGCUGUGGCUUCAGCUGAUCUGGCUUGUCGACUGGUGGGCAGGUGUUAAGGUAAAAUUGUAUGGAGAUCCGGAAACUUUUAAACUAAUGGGCAAAGAGCAUGCCCUUCUCAUAUCCAAUCAUCGGAGUGACAUUGAUUGGCUGGUUGGAUGGAUUUUAGCACAGCGAUCAGGGUGUCUUGGAAGCGCAAUAGCUAUCAUGAAGAAAUCUUCAAAGUUCCUUCCAGUUAUUGGUUGGUCCAUGUGGUUUGCAGAAUACCUUUUUUUGGAGAGAAGCUGGGCAAAGGAUGAAAAAACACUUAAAUCGGGUCUUCAAAGGUUGAAAGACUUCCCCAGAUCAUUUUGGCUUGCCCUUUUUGUCGAGGGUACAAGAUUUACUCCAGCAAAACUUUUAGCAGCUCAAGAAUAUGCAGUCUCUCAGGGUUUGACAGCACCUAGAAAUGUGUUGAUUCCGCGAACAAAGGGAUUUGUAUCAGCUGUAAGUAUUAUGCGUGACUUUGUCCCAGCUAUCUACGAUACAACAGUGAUUAUUCCAGAAGAUUCGCCAAAACCAACAAUGUUGCGUAUUCUUCAGGGACAAUCAUCAGUUGUUCAUGUCCGCAUAAAGCGCCAUGCAAUGAGCGAUAUGCCUAAAUCGGAUGACGACGUUUCGAAAUGGUGCAAAGACAUCUUCGUAGAGAAGGACGCGUUAUUGGACAGGCAUUUAGCAACUGGUACUUUCGAUGAGGAAAUUAUACCAAUUGGUCGUCCAGUGAAAUCUUUGGUGGUGGUUCUGUCUUGGUCAUGCCUACUCCUAUUUGGUGCUCAUAGAUUCCUACAGUGGACCCAACUCUUGUCGACAUGGAAAGGAGUCAUCAUCUUCUCUACUGGACUGGCAAUGGUGACAGCUGUUAUGCAUGUAUUCAUCACGUUCUCGCAGGCAGAACGCUCAAGCUCCGCUAAAGCAGCAAGGGAUCGAGCGAAGAGAGAUUGAGAGCUCUCGUGUGAAAUUUGGGCUAUAGGUGAACUGCCAAUUUGUUAUGUUCAGAAUAUGUGUACACACAGGCAUCAUAUUGGUCUGUUAUUGUUGUACUCGUUAAGAGGUACAUGAAUUUUGUGUGGCAAGAACCGUGAACUUACUUUCUUGUUUAUGUACUUUGUAACUGAACGAGCAAAGAUUUGUCUUGUCAUACUCCA